Messenger RNA from Capra hircus (goat), 1731 nucleotides. RefSeq names its product fat mass and obesity associated (gene FTO). NCBI's taxonomy places the organism in Eukaryota, Metazoa, Chordata, Mammalia, Artiodactyla, Bovidae. Gene Ontology annotation, molecular function: ferrous iron binding; mRNA N6-methyladenosine dioxygenase activity; broad specificity oxidative DNA demethylase activity. The record is from RefSeq and is marked provisional. Gene Ontology annotation, biological process: DNA alkylation repair; regulation of multicellular organism growth; RNA repair.
GGUUAGUAGUGGCGAAGGCGGCUAUAUCGGCAGCAUGAAGCGGACCCCGACGGCCGAGGAACGAGAGCGCGAAGCUAAGAAACUGAGGCUUCUUGAAGAGCUUGAAGACACAUGGCUUCCCUACCUGACCCCCAAAGACGAUGAAUUCUAUCAGCAGUGGCAACUGAAAUAUCCUAAACUGAUUCUCCGAGAAGCUGCCAGCGUGCCCGAGUUGCUCCAUAAAGAGGUUCAACAGGCCUUUCUCACACUGCACAAGCAUGGCUGUUUAUUUCGUGAUCUGGUGAGGAUCCAGGGCAAAGACUUGCUCACUCCAGUCUCUCGCAUCCUCAUCGGUAACCCUGGCUGCACCUACAAGUACCUGAACACCAGGCUCUUCACGGUACCCUGGCCUGUGAAAGGCUCUGAUGCAAAGUACAAUGAGGCCGAAAUAGCUGUCGCCUGUCAAACCUUCCUCAAGCUCAACAGUUACCUGCAGGUAGAGACCAUCCAGGCUUUGGAAGAGCUUGCUGCCAAGGAGAAAGCCAACAUCGAUGCUGUGCCAGUGUGCAUAGGUCCAGAUUUCCCCAGGGUUGGCAUGGGGUCCUCCUUUGAUGGGCACGAUGAGAUUGACAUGAAGAACCGAGCAGCGUAUAACGUCACUUUGUUGAAUUUCAUGGAUCCCCAGAAAAUGCCAUACCUGAAAGAGGAACCAUAUUUCGGCAUGGGGAAAAUGGCCGUGAGCUGGCAUCAUGAUGAAAAUCUGGUGGACAGGUCAGCGGUGGCAGUGUACAGUUAUAGCUGUGAAGGCCCUGAAGAGGAAAGUGAGGAUGACCCUCAGCUUGAAGGCAGAGAUCCUGAUAUUUGGCACGUUGGUUUUAAGAUCUCCUGGGACAUAGAGACACCUGGGUUGGCGAUACCCCUUCACCAAGGAGACUGCUAUUUUAUGCUUGAUGAUCUCAAUGCCACCCACCAACACUGUGUUUUGGCUGGUUUACCACCUCGCUUUAGUUCCACCCACCGAGUGGCAGAGUGCUCGACGGGGACCUUGGAAUACAUCUUACAGCGCUGCCAGGUGGCCCUGCAGAAUGUCCGCGAAGAGGCAGACAACGGUGAAAUCUCUUUGAAAUCCUUGGAGUCAGUGGUUUUGAAACAAGGAGAAGAGAUCCACAACGAGGUCGAGUUUGAAUGGCUGAGACAGUUCUGGUUUCAAGGCAGUCGAUACAAAAAGUGCACUGACUGGUGGUGUCAGCCCAUGAGUCAGCUGGAAGAGAUGUGGAGAAAGAUGGAGUGGUUGACAAGCGCUGUGCUUCGUGAAGUUAGAAGAGAGGGGGUCCCCAUGGAACAAAAGAAUGAGAUGUUGACGUCCAUCCUCGCCUCGAUCACCACCCGCCAGAACCUGAGGAGAGAAUGGCAUGCCAGGUGCCAGUCUCGAAUUGCCCGGACUUUACCCGCUGAUCAGAAGCCAGAGUGCCGGCCAUACUGGGAAAAGGGUGAUCCUUCGAUGCCUCUGCCAUUCGACCUCACAGAGAUCGUUUCUGAACUCAGAGGUCUGCUUCUGGAGACCAGGCCCUAGAGACAGAGCACAGCUCUCAGGUGGAGGAGGAAGGCUCUUUUCAGUUCUUCUUCUCCACCCCUCUCAUGGGCUUAGGCGAGGGCAGUGUGGGGUAGACUUGGCCUUGAGAUUGUAGAAACUGUUGAGAUGAUAGAGAAUGGCCUUGGAGAUUGUUUCUAGUUGGGAGCAAUUAGGGAGUG